Parasteatoda tepidariorum (common house spider) is the source of this 1733-nucleotide messenger RNA. The record is from RefSeq and is a predicted model, not a curated record. NCBI's taxonomy places the organism in Eukaryota, Metazoa, Arthropoda, Arachnida, Araneae, Theridiidae.
CUUUAUUUACGUCUCACUAGAACUGCACAAUUUCGAUCAGUUAUGGUCUGGGUUUAUUUAUUUAUUUUUUGAAUAACUGUUGCGCGUUUCCUUCUGAUUAGGAGUUCAAGUACUUUAUUUAAGUCUCACAAGAGCUUCACAAUAGGCAACCAGCCAUUGACUGGGAAACAUUCCUGAAACAUGUCAUCACAAUUUUGAUCCUCUGCAGAAGGGAUAGCCCGACGACCUGCGCGCAAAAUUCAGCACUUUACUAUAUAACAGUUUAAUGAGGACCGAUUCAGCUCACCCUCGGUUUCUUGUCAGGCUGAUCAAAGUGGUCACUCAACAGCUCACUGACCGUAGUCAGUGACUGUUGACUUCGGUGAUUUACUUGGAACCGUUACAUACGAUCAGCUCACAGUGGGACUUUCUGUAGUUAUUCUUAUAGUCUUUCUGUUGUUAGUUUAUAAGCUUUUAUAACAUGCAUACUUAGAUUAAGAAUCUGCAGAACUUCUGAACUCAAAAUGAUUACUUUCUGCUGAUAAUUUCUAUGCAGUUGAAGUUGAUUCCUUUUUUUUUAUUCUUUUCAGGGCUUUAGAACAAAUGCGCUAUAAACUGGAAUUUAUUUUAAUAUCUUUUGCUAUCCAAGUUGUUGAGGGUACUGGUAUUGCAGUUUUAGUUGUAUCGACAUUCAUAAUUCUCUUUUCAGAAGAAACGCGGAAAGCUAAUUAUAACUCAGUAUGGGUCAUGGCUUUUACAGUUCUUGGAAUAUCUGUUGGACCAAUAUGUGGAGAAGUUGUACAUAAAGCUUUUGGAUUUGGCAUACCAUUUUAUGGAAUAGGUGUAAUCACUGUUUUAUCCAGCUUUCUAUUACUGGCACUGAUAGUGGAACCAGGCCAGAAAAUAUCUCAUAAAGACAUCCCUGUUAUAUCAUGGAUGAAAGAAACCAAGAUGUUGCCUUACUUUAUAAUAAUUUUUGUUACUUUUAACUUCACUGGAGUCCUUGCUGUUGUAUUAGAGCUAUAUUUGCAACAGUUUCAUUUAGAUAAAGUGUACCUUGGACUACUCUUUGGUAUACCAUCUUUGGCUUGCGGACUUUCAGCUCCAGGUUGGUGGUGGAUGACAAAAAAAGGAUGCAAUAGCUUAUUGCUUACUUGUAUAGCAAGUAUCUUGAUUAUUGCUGCUUUGAUUUUAAUAGUGCCAGCAUCAUUUACAGCUUUAGAUGUAUCCUUAGUGAAUGUGUCUGUUGCUCUUCUCCUUCAAGGUCUUGGUAGUGGCGGGAAACUAGCCUGUUCUGUAUAUGCUGCCAAUAGAGAGCUCAAAACAAGGAGAACUAUUAAUGGAACACCCGAGCCACAACCGUUACUUAUACCCACAAUAUUUACUUUCGGAGCUUUUUCAGGAUUUUUCACAGGAUGCUUUGUAUCAGGAUUUACAUUCUAUUAUAGUGGUAUUAAGAACACAUCAUACUUUUUGUACUCUUUAGAAGCUAUUUCAGUGAUAACUGCAGUUAUCUUUGCAUUCAAGAGCAACUAUCGAGUUCCUAGACGUCCUGUGACAAUUGAAGAGACACAACCAAUUCUACAAAGCUGAUAGGCAGGAUCUGAAAAUUGACUUUUUUUAAAAACUUUCUUUUCAAUUAUGUUUAUAAAUUAUUGCUUGACUGUGAAAACUCGUUCAUUAAACUUUAUUUAUAUUUUUAAUAUGCAUAUCUAUUUUUUUUAAAGUUGUAAUUAAAUGUAUUUUAAAACAAA